Zasmidium cellare ATCC 36951 is the source of this 852-nucleotide messenger RNA. RefSeq lists its product as uncharacterized. The record is from RefSeq and is a predicted model, not a curated record. The coding region runs from base 1 to 852 and encodes 283 amino acids. The transcript has a single exon. NCBI's taxonomy places the organism in Eukaryota, Fungi, Ascomycota, Dothideomycetes, Mycosphaerellales, Mycosphaerellaceae.
AUGGCCACGGCAGAAGACUAUCGGCGCAUGGGCGUUUGGGCGUCUGUCAAGGAACCAGACCAGAACAUCGACCGUCGAAAAUGCACUCGUCAAGUUCCAAUGGAAGUACUCUGCUUCGGUCUGCCACGAACAGGCACGCAGAGCAUGCAAGAAGCGUUGACUAUCCUCGGCUAUCCGACCUACCACUUUUCUUCGAUAUUCCGCAAUUGUCGAGAUGGCGAAAUGUGGAAAGACGCCAUAAGUGCCAAGUUCAAGGGCGUGGGCCAAAAAUAUGGAAAGGAAGAAUUCGAUCAGUUGCUGGGACACGUCAGCGCCACGACAGAUGCUCCCUCGAUCCUGUUCUGGGAAGAACUCAUGGAGUACUAUCCAAGCGCGAAGAUCAUCCUGGUGGAACGGGACGUCGAGAAAUGGGUCGCAAGCAUCUCAGUCCUGCUGGAAGGAAUCCUCAACCCCUUCAGUCGAUACGUACUCCAAUACACGGAUCCAUGGUACUAUGCCAGAAUCGCAGGCUGCGGAAUGCGAUGGAUGGAGGCACUGUGCGGCUCAAUGGAGUUCCAGACAGCCAAAGCCAACGCUCGAGCAUCGUAUCGGAGACACUAUGAGCGUGUGCGAGAUACGGUGCCUAAGGAGAGGAUGCUCGAAUUUGAGCUGGGUCAAGGGUGGGAGCCACUCUGCAAGUUUUUGGACAAACCGGUGCCGAAUGUGCCGUUCCCGCACCGCAACGAGGCGCACACCACCAAGGCGGGCAUAGAUGUUUUCAUUGUGAAAGCGCUGAUGAACUCCUUACGGAACAUAGCGGUGGUGCUUGGGUUCGCGGCCAUAGCGAUGUAUCUUGUCCGCCUGUGGCAGUGA